Messenger RNA from Durusdinium trenchii, 495 nucleotides. NCBI's taxonomy places the organism in Eukaryota, Dinophyceae, Suessiales, Symbiodiniaceae. The record is from the annotation of a GenBank genome assembly.
AUGUCCGCGACCUUUGUGGCUCAGCGUUUGGAACGAACGCCGAUGAAGAGCGAGGCCCGGAAAUAUGGCAGCUGGGGCAAGGGCCCUGAUGUGCCACCUCCGCCAAGGGUGGAGUUGUUGGUUGAGCCCGCCAACACAAUCUUCUUGAGGAAGAUCAAGUGGGAGGUCCAGAGUCGAGGCAACGCGCCGUUCGCCAUCGAGCGCUGGCUGGCCAGCAUGCCCUCGCGUCACGUGCCCUAUGCCACCUUGGGUCACCAUGUCAUCGGUGAGCCUGGAUCCACGCCUCCUGCACUGGAGGAGCGCCCCUCGUCCUCGUGCCCCUCGUCCUCGCCGGCGGACUGUCCUGCGUGGCGGCCGCGGAGAGGGAUGGACUUAGCAGCCUUGGUGCAGAGGUCGCGCGAGGAGCACACCCAAGAGCGUGUUCGGAGCGCCCUUUGGGCGCGGACGGAGGCCAGGAUGAUGCGACCUAUCUCCACAGGAGAUUUGAGGACCUGA